AUGAAGAUCUUCCAGGACAUUCAAGCUAUAGCCAGGCCCUCGCAGAUCUGCGCCCUGCUGCCGCUUUAUAGUGGAGAUGACGAGGAGAGCUUUCGGUUGGGCGCUUUGGGUCGCUGGUACGGACGUCUGGUGGCCCUGAUUAUACUGGCCAGCUCGAUGACCUUCGGCGAGGACGUGCUCUUCGCCUCCAGGGAGUAUAGGUUGGUGGCCAGUGCCCAGGGUGACACGGAGGAGAUCAACAGGACCAUCGAGACGCUGCUCUGCAUCGUCAGCUACACGAUGAUGGUGCUGUCCAGUGUGAUAAAUGCCUCUCAUCACUGUCGCACCCUGCGAGAUAUUGCCAAAAUCGAUGAGUAUCUGGUGGUCAAUGGUUUCCGGGAGAGCUACAGCUGCCGCAAUCUGAGCAUCCUGGUCACCUCGGCUUCUUCAGGGGUUCUGGCUGUGGCCUUCUACUACAUCCACUAUCGCAGUGGCAUUGCCUCCAGGAAGCAGGUAAUCCUGCUGCUGAUCUACUUCCUUCAGUUGCUCUACUCCAGUGUCUUCGCCAUAUAUCUGCUGACCAUACUGAAGACCCUGGCCCAAAGGAUUGCAUUUCUCAACCGAAAACUGGAUGCGUUUGGCCUGCAGGAUAGCAGUGGUAAUGUGGAGAACUGGCGAGAGCUGAGCAAUCUCAUAGAGGUGCUCUGUAAGUUCCGCUACAUCACCGAGAAUAUGAACUCGGUGGCUGGAGUGGCGUUGCUAUUCUACUUCGGUUUCUCCUUUUACACGGUGACUAACCAGAGUUACCUGGCCUUCGCCACCCUGACGGCCAUUUCAUCGAGUUCCCAGAGAGAAGUGGCGGAUACCAUGGGUCUUUCGUGUGCCUGGGUUCUGGCCGAGACCAUUACGAUGGCGGUGAUUUGCAGCGCCUGCGAUUGCCUGGCCUCCGAUUCAAAUGGUACGGCCCAGAUCCUGGCCAGGGUUUACGCGAAGAGCAAGCAGUUCCAGAACCUCAUCGACAAGUUCCUCACCAAGAGCAUCAAACAGGAUCUGCAGUUUACCGCCUACGGAUUCUUCUCCAUCGACAACUCCACGCUUUUCAAGAUCUUCUCGGCUGUUACCACCUAUUUGGUAAUCCUCAUUCAGUUCAAACAGUUGGAGGACUCCAAGGCGAUUGAAAUUUGA
Molecule: messenger RNA, 1164 nt
Organism: Drosophila takahashii
Lineage: Eukaryota; Metazoa; Arthropoda; Insecta; Diptera; Drosophilidae
Gene: Gr68a
Product: Gustatory receptor 68a
Biological process (GO): chemosensory behavior; male courtship behavior; sensory perception of taste
Cellular component (GO): neuronal cell body; dendrite; axon
Source: RefSeq, a predicted model, not a curated record